UUUUGCAACAACUCGCCGCGCCGCGGCCUCCGCGCGCCGCCGCCGCCCCGCCGCCGCCGGCUCCCGCCGCCCGGGCCCGGCCGGCCGCGCCGGGGGCCGCCGCGCUCGCCGCUGCCCGCCGUGGCCGCCGACAUGGACACCAAACAUUUCCUGCCGCUCGACUUCUCCACCCAGGUGAACUCCUCGUCCCUCAGCCCCCCGACGGGGCGCGGGUCCAUGGCCGCCCCCUCGCUGCACCCCUCCCUGGGGCCCGGCAUCGGUUCCUCGCUCGGCUCCCCGGGGCAGCUGCACUCGCCCAUCAGCACCCUGAGCUCCCCCAUCAACGGCAUGGGCCCACCCUUCUCCGUCAUCAGCCCGCCCAUGGGCCCCCACUCCCUGUCUGUGCCCACCACGCCCGCCCUGGGCUUCGGCACCGGCAGCCCCCAGCUCAACUCGCCCAUGAACCCCGUCAGCAGCACCGAGGACAUCAAGCCCCCGCUGGGCAUCAAUGGCGUCCUCAAGGUCCCCGCCCACCCCUCAGGGAACAUGGCGUCCUUCACCAAGCACAUCUGCGCCAUCUGCGGGGACCGCUCCUCAGGCAAGCACUACGGCGUGUACAGCUGUGAGGGCUGCAAGGGCUUCUUCAAGCGCACGGUGCGCAAGGACCUGACCUACACCUGCCGGGACAACAAGGACUGCCUCAUCGACAAGCGCCAGCGCAACCGCUGCCAGUACUGCCGCUACCAGAAGUGCCUGGCCAUGGGCAUGAAGCGCGAGGCCGUGCAGGAGGAGCGGCAGCGGGGCAAGGACCGGAGCGAGAGCGAGGUGGAGUCCACCAGCAGCGCCAACGAGGACAUGCCGGUGGAGAAGAUCCUGGAGGCCGAGCUGGCCGUCGAGCCCAAGACCGAGACGUACGUGGAGGCCAACGUGGGGCUGAACCCCAACUCGCCCAAUGACCCCGUCACCAACAUCUGCCACGCGGCCGACAAGCAGCUCUUCACGCUGGUGGAGUGGGCCAAGCGCAUCCCGCACUUCUCGGAGCUGCCGCUGGACGACCAGGUCAUCCUGCUGCGGGCGGGCUGGAACGAGCUGCUCAUCGCCUCCUUCUCCCACCGGUCCAUCGCCGUCAAGGACGGCAUCCUGCUGGCCACCGGGCUGCACGUGCACCGGAACAGUGCCCACAGCGCGGGCGUGGGCGCCAUCUUCGACAGGGUCCUGACCGAGCUCGUGUCCAAGAUGCGGGACAUGCACAUGGACAAGACGGAGCUGGGCUGCCUGCGGGCCAUCGUCCUCUUCAACCCGGACUCCAAGGGGCUCUCGAACCCGGCCGAGGUGGAGGCCCUGCGGGAGAAGGUCUACGCGUCCCUGGAGGCGUACUGCAAACACAAGUACCCGGAGCAGCCGGGCAGGUUCGCCAAGCUGCUGCUGCGGCUGCCCGCCCUGCGCUCCAUCGGCCUCAAGUGCCUGGAGCACCUGUUCUUCUUCAAGCUCAUCGGGGACACGCCCAUCGACACCUUCCUCAUGGAGAUGCUGGAGGCCCCGCACCAAAUGACUUAGGCCCCCGGCGCCCGGCCGGCCGCCCGCUGCUGUCCUCGGCGAGCCCGCCCCCGCCCCUCCUCUGCGGGCCCGUGUGGACCUGGGGGCGCGGCCUGUCACUGCUAAGCCUAAGAGAGAUGUUGCCACCCUCGUUAUUUUCAAUACUGCUUGUCUUUGGACCCAGCCGGGAGCGGCUUCCCGGGGUGGCCGCCGCAGUGCAAGGACUGGUGUGACCCCAGCCAGGCCGGUCCGGUCCCGGGACUGCGCGCAGGGCGGCCCCCGGGGUCGCAGGCCCCGUCCCCGGAGCCGCAGCACCCCCGGGGUGUCCAGCCCCCGGGGCUCUGGAGCCACAGGUCGGAAGGGCAGCUUCGUGUGGGUCACCGUUGUCCCGGUUUCCCAGCCUCCUGGGCCCCACCCACGAUCGGGGUUCUCGGGGACGGGUGAGGAGGAGUUGGUGUUUUGUCCCAGAGGACCCCCCCACUCCCCGGGAAGCCGAGGGGCUCUGGGGCCAGCAGACUCCUCUUCCCGCACAGUGGGGGGCCGGCAGUCCUGCUUCCAAAGAUCACUCACAGCCCUGCCCCCGCCAGUCCCGGCGGGAGCCGCCUGCUGUGCCGGGUGCGGGGCCACCUCCUGGCUGCAGGGACGGUGGUCGCCCCCACCUCAUUUUCUUUCUCCGUUGUCUCCGUUGCCACCGCUUACGUCACCCUUGCCCUCCCGCCCCUCCGGGCUCCAUCGGACCCAGGGUGACCCCCCCCCCUCCCACCACACGGCGCUGGCCUGACCUCCGCUUGGCCUCCGAUGCCCCCUCCCGGGCCCGGGCGCCGAGGCGGCCCCUGCUCUGGAAGCCGAGCCCACGCGGCUCUGCUGCCCCCUCCUGGCGGAGACGGCGCCCGGCUGCCUUCCCAGACGGGUCCCUCCUGCUGUGCCCACUCGCAGAGGCCUGCGGGGCUGCGGCCUGGGGCUCUUGGGGGGGGGGACCCCAUCUCGGGGGGCUGCUCUGUCUACCGGACUCUGGGAACGAGGGGCCGCUGAGUGCCACCCUCCUGCGCCCGGGCUCCGAUGCCCCUCGGGCUGUGGUCGGGGGCGUGGAGCCUUCAGUGGGAACCCCAUCCCACGUCCACUCUGGUCCAGGGCGCCCUGUGCGGCCCAGCACCCCCGCUGCAGGUUGAACUGGCCCCUGGCACUGCAGUCCCUCCCCUUGGUCCGUCUGCUGGACUCGCACCCACCAGCCCCACGGGGCCUGAACGGGCCAGGAUGUGGGGGUGCGGGUGGCGUCCUGUCCGCUGAGCCCCGGGGGGCAGGCUCUGGACCAGUGGCUUCCCUUCUACCGCCCCCGCCAGCAGCUCUGGGCGGGGUGGGGGUGGGGCGGGGUGGGGGGGUUGCCGUCCCCAAAGUUGGUGUCCCCCCCGAGGGCACGAGGUGCCCCUGGCGGGGAAGAGGCCCCCCUCCUCGGGUGCGGCCCCCCGAGCACUGUCCAAGGCGGGGGCCAGGGGCUGCCCCGCCACCCUCUCGCACUGUCCCCGGGCGUCUCGGCACCCUGCGGGGCACGGUCGUGACGGGCAGCGGUGCUGGCCUUCUCGAGCCGUUCCCUUCGGGGCCCCCCAGCGGAGGGGAUGUUAAACCACCCCCCGACACCCUGGUGCCUUCUGCAGCCAGACGCACCCGCUGCCCGUGCCCGGCUCCCCCCUCCCCCGGGCCUCGUGGGUGGCUCCGGAGAAAACCCAGGUGUGGGUCCUUGGUUGGGGGUCAGCUUCCCGGGAGCGUCACGGGCACUGGCCCUGCUGGCGGUCCGUGCAGGAGGGAGGCCCCCAGGCUGCCCUGCCCCCACCGGCGUCCAGGCCCCCGGGCCGCCCCCCCCCCACCAGCCCGCGGUCACCGCCGCCCUGCACGCAGUUCUGUCUGGACAAGGGAGACCGGGGAAGGGGCGCAUUACUCAGUAGAGCGGUAGAAUUCUUCUUUAACCAGAUCCCCUGUAGUGAUACCAAUCUGGUUCAAUUAAGGUGAUUUUUUUGUAAUCAUUAUUGUAUCGGUGGGACAAUCUUUAAUUUUCUAAAGAUAGCACUAACGUCAGCUCGUUGGGCACCCCGUGCCGGUUCCCGCCUGGACUCGGCCGGACUCCUCCCGGCACCCGGCAGCGUCCCCGCCCCUCGCUGACAUCCGACGGGGCUCCCGCGGCCGUGGCCGAGAACCAGAGACGUGGCCGAAUCCUGUGCUUGGAAGGUGCUGGCAAAGCCAGCCCGCCCCACCCCUCGCCCCUCGGAAACUGGCCUGCCAGGACGCUCGCCGACGCGGCCCCCAGUCAGCCCUCAGCCACCUGGAGGACGGCGGCGGCGGCGCCGCGAAAACCCGGCCCCUGGGUGUCUCAAGUCUCGGCGCGCCCGGGGGAUUCGGGCUGGUGCGGGGGAGCGGCCAGGCCGGGCGCCUCCUGUGCGGUGCCCGCGGGUCCCCAGCUGGCGGUGUCCCCGUCACGGAGCUGGGGCGCGGGGCCCCGGCCCUGCCCACGCGGGAGUGCGGUGCCAGGCGUGUGCGCCGCACGGAGGGUCUGCCGGGGGCCGCCCACCGCCCACGCGCGCGGCUCCUGGCGUUUCCUGCUCAUCUUUAAUCGAGACUUUCCCCCCUUCCCUAUAAAUUUGCUUCACACGAGCAAGUCCGUAAGGACCCCUCCUUUGGUGAAUCGGGUUUGAAUGACUUAUCUCGAGGCGAGGAGCUGCAUCUAUUUUAAGAUGCGUGGGCGCGAACGGCCUCAGGCGGUCCCCACCCUUAGCCUUAGCGGGGACGCGCGGCCGGCGCUCGGAGGGGACAGAUACAGAGAGUAAAGAUAAGAGAAAUGUCUAAAGCAUCGGGAAAGGUAAAAAAUCUAUUUUUGUACAAAUGUAAUUUUAUCCGUCAUGUAUACUUGGACGAGACGGGGUGGGGAGGGGGGCUCGUUGUGUUUCUGCUUCAGCAUGAGGAGAGCGCCCUCGGGGACCCGCCGGGACCGGAGCGGGGUGGGGCCGGGGCCUCCCCGGCGUGGCGGCACCCCCUCGCGCACGGGGAGCUUGCCUUCGGGCUGUGUCCCCGCUGCCACCGCCUCCGGAAGCUCCGACUGUAAAUGCCAUCCCGGGCUGACUGGUCCAUGGCGCUGGCCGCGGGCCGGGCCACAAGGGGCGGUCUGCGGGCCGUGGACAGGAGAGAGAGAACCGUGAGCGGAGAAACAGAACAUGAGCGUUUGAAACCACA
Molecule: messenger RNA, 4734 nt
Organism: Phyllostomus hastatus (greater spear-nosed bat)
Lineage: Eukaryota; Metazoa; Chordata; Mammalia; Chiroptera; Phyllostomidae
Gene: RXRA
Product: retinoid X receptor alpha
Exons: 10
Coding region: 133-1536 (467 amino acids)
Biological process (GO): response to retinoic acid; cell differentiation; anatomical structure development
Cellular component (GO): nucleus; RNA polymerase II transcription regulator complex
Molecular function (GO): nuclear steroid receptor activity; retinoic acid-responsive element binding; zinc ion binding
Source: RefSeq, a predicted model, not a curated record